AUGGCGGCAGAACAAAUAGGUACGGAUUCUCUAGAUAACAGUGUGGGUCCCUUGCACACCUUCACCAUCACCGUUGGUCGCACUGUCUUGGACCGUUGGAUCCCUCCAUUAGUGAAAUACCGAUACUGGGCCUUGUGCUCACAACAUGGUGCCAUUCUCCACUCCGGAUUGGACCUUCAAGAUGGCUACAAAGCAGCUGCCGCGGCGGUGGGACAUGUUGUGGAGCUGGCAGAUAAAAUUCAUUCUGCGACGCCAGACCUCCCUAUCUCCACGUUUGAUGGUUGGAUCAAUGAUGCUGAGGAUCUCGAUAAUGCCGGUAUGGAAGUAGAAUUCCUACAAGAACGCAUCAAACAGUUGCGGGCCUUUGUGAGUGGGAAGCAGAGACAGCCGUUGAUAGAGCAGCAAAAGGCUCGAAAACGUCAUUCUGAGAUCACGCGGGAGCUGGGGGAUGUGGAAGGUCAAAUCAGACUGUUGAUGAGGAAGAAGGAAGAACUAGCCACUCAAAAGAAAGAUGUGUUGGCAUUGCUACGUGAUCUGUGGCCUAGGGUUGAUGCUUGCUGGGCUGCCUUUGCUGAGCUGGUGGCAGCCCCAUGGUGAGAACCAUGGUGGAUGUCUGUCUAUCCAUCCAAACCCUCCAAUAUAUAGCCUUGUAUCUCUCUCUCUCUCUCUCUCUCUCUCUCUCUCUCUCUCU
Magnolia sinica is the source of this 691-nucleotide messenger RNA. RefSeq lists its product as uncharacterized. Bases 1 to 597 code for a protein of 198 amino acids. The transcript has 2 exons. The record is from RefSeq and is a predicted model, not a curated record. NCBI's taxonomy places the organism in Eukaryota, Viridiplantae, Streptophyta, Magnoliopsida, Magnoliales, Magnoliaceae.